UAGUGACCGGUUCCUCGUCGGGCAUCGGAGAAGAAAUCGUUAAACUGUUCUCAAUAUUAGGGGCUAAUGUUGUGGUCACCGGAAGGAAAGCACAGGACGUUCAACGAGUGGCCAAAGAGGUCCAGGAGUUGUCACCACUAAAAUUGAAAGUCAAAUCGCAAUUAGCAUAUUCAACUGCUAAAGCAGGACUCGAUAUGUUGACCAAAAUAUUAGCCCUGGAAUUGGGGCCCAAAG
Messenger RNA from Medioppia subpectinata, 234 nucleotides. The record is from the annotation of a GenBank genome assembly. NCBI's taxonomy places the organism in Eukaryota, Metazoa, Arthropoda, Arachnida, Sarcoptiformes, Oppiidae.